AAGUACAAGACUAGAAUCGCAACCACCAGCUCAACGUCGCUUCAAUUUCAGUAUAACUGCUUCUAUUGCGUCAAUAUCACCAACAUGAAGGCCCCUUACUUUCUCACUUUCCUUGCUGCCGCCGUCUCGGCGCAGAAUGCUGGCAUCGGAUUCCCAACGAAAGACCAGGAGAUCACGGCGGGAGAGAAUUUAGUUGUUCAGAUUCAGCGCCCGAACUCCUUAACUGGCUCCAAGGAGAUGGGUGUCGCAAUUGGCGUGGCAUCCUGCGCCUCAAGACCUUGUAUGGCUCCGAAGGACACACUGGGCACUCUCCUCUAUAACGGGCCCUUCAAGCCGGAGUACCACGAGACUAGCCAGCCUCCUUAUCAGAACUUCACCGUGACGAUCCCAGACUCCAUAGCGAAGGGAGACGCACAGAUCAACGUCGCCCAUGUGGCAAUUGUCGGGGCGAGCGCGUGGCCAUACCUGGACCUGCUCAAUCAGACUGUUGUUGUUGCUUAGGUCUUGGGUGGAGGAUGCCUGCCUGUUUCCGCCUGUAUAGGCUGUCUGCGGGACUGGCGUGUUGUAUAUUUGUUUAUUAACUUUCUCUGGAUUUAAUUUCUUGGCUUUUAUUCUGGGAUUGUCCGUCCUUUGUCAUUUUGGUCUUCAAAUUUCCAGGGAUCCUUUUAGCUAUAGGAUCGCCUAUUCUUAAUUUAUUCGUUUUCAUC
Messenger RNA from Aspergillus nomiae NRRL 13137, 707 nucleotides. RefSeq lists its product as uncharacterized. The record is from RefSeq and is a predicted model, not a curated record. NCBI's taxonomy places the organism in Eukaryota, Fungi, Ascomycota, Eurotiomycetes, Eurotiales, Aspergillaceae. The transcript has 3 exons. Bases 85 to 501 code for a protein of 138 amino acids.